AUGGAGAUCGAAAGUCGGAUCAAGGCCUAUACAUUCGUUGGAUAUGUAGCCGCUAGCUUCUCAUUUGUGGCCAUUUUGUCCAUAUGUAUUACAUUGCCUAUGGCUUAUAAUUAUGUACAUCAAGUACGAAGACAAAUGAAUAGUGAAAUUAUGUUUUGUCCAGAAGGGCCCCCUGGACCACCCGGUGAACCAGGAGCAGAUGCACCAAAUGAACCACUUAAACCAGGAGAGCCUGGACCUCAGGGUGAGCCAGGACCUGUAGGAGCACCAGGACCAGCAGGAGAACCAGGUCAUGAGGGACCACAAGGACUUCCAGGACCUAAAGGAAAGCCUGGUGCUGAUGGCAAACCAGGCAGAGAUGGAAGUCCAGGUCCUCGAGGUCCACCUGGUCAACCUGGCCCACCUGGUGAAAAAGGUAUCUGUCCAAAAUACUGUGCUAUUGAUGGCGGUAUUUUCUUUGAAGAUGGUACACGUCGUUAA
This is a messenger RNA of Thelazia callipaeda (thelaziosis nematode), 480 nucleotides long. NCBI's taxonomy places the organism in Eukaryota, Metazoa, Nematoda, Chromadorea, Rhabditida, Thelaziidae. The record is from the annotation of a GenBank genome assembly.